Molecule: messenger RNA, 4485 nt
Organism: Paramisgurnus dabryanus
Lineage: Eukaryota; Metazoa; Chordata; Actinopteri; Cypriniformes; Cobitidae
Gene: farp1
Product: FERM, RhoGEF (ARHGEF) and pleckstrin domain protein 1 (chondrocyte-derived)
Cellular component (GO): cytoskeleton
Molecular function (GO): guanyl-nucleotide exchange factor activity; cytoskeletal protein binding
Source: RefSeq, a predicted model, not a curated record
CCUGAGGUUUCAGUCCGGGAUCAAUCGCUCAGUCAUGGCGACCGGGAGGGCGGAAUAUCGCAGCGCUUCCCGCGAUUAACCAGCAACAAACCGAUUAAUCUCCAUUUCAGCUCGUGCACAGCGGCGUUUAUUCGCGGAUUACCGUCGUGAAAGACUUUACGGGCACACACGCUCACGUGAAAUCGUAUUUCAGGAGUAAAGGUGGGUUUUCGGCAGUAUGGUGGAGCCAGAGGAGCGGCCCUCAGUUGCAGGCCAGAGGCUCGGGGCGCCUGACAGUAUGGGCAUCAGUACUCUGGAGCCCGGCCAGCGGCCCCCGGUCAUGCCUCCAGGCAGACAGGUGUCCAUCCGAGUUCAGAUGCUGGACGAUGCUACGGAAGUCUUUAAUGUGUCGAACCGAGCUUCAGGGAAGGCUCUGUUUGAUUUGGUGUGCAGUCAUCUGAACCUCAUCGAGGGCGAUUACUUCGGCUUGGAGUUCCAGGACCACCGUAAAAUGACGGUUUGGUUAGACCUGCUCAAGCCAAUUCUAAAGCAAAUCAGACGGCCCAAAAACACCAUCCUGCGAUUUGUGGUGAAGUUUUUUCCUCCAGAUCACACACAGCUGUUAGAAGAACUCACCAGGUAUCUUUUUGCCCUGCAGAUCAAACAUGACCUGGCGUGUGGACGCUUGACGUGCAAUGAAAGCAGCGCCGCUCAGCUGGUCUCACAUAUAGUGCAAUCUGAGAUUGGAGAUUUUGAUGAAGUCCAGUGUAAACAACAUCUGCUCAAUAACAAAUACAUACCUGACCAGGACGUCCUGAUGGACCGAAUAAUGGAGUAUCAUCAGAAUCACACCGGACAGACGCCAGCCGUAUCAGACUAUGAACUCUUGGAGAUUGCCCGAAAACUGGAGAUGUACGGGGUGCGUCUUCAUCCCGCAAAAGAUCGAGAGGGCACUAAACUAAACCUCGCCGUGGCCCAUUCUGGUGUUUUGGUCUUUCAGGGCCACACCAAGAUAAAUUCAUUCAACUGGGCUAAAGUCCGCAAGUUGAGCUUCAAGAGGAAGCGCUUUCUAAUCAAACUACGCGACUUACACCAAAGCAAUUGUCAGGACACUUUAGAGUUUAUGAUGGGAAGCAGGGACUGCUGUAAAGUCUUCUGGAAGAUCUGUGUGGAAUAUCACGCCUUCUUCCGACUCCUUGAAGAGCCUAAACCCAAACCCAAGCCGGUUCUCUUCACCAGGGGUUCCUCCUUCAGAUUCAGUGGUCGCACACAACGGCAGGUGAUCGAUUAUGUGAAGGAAUCUGAAUAUAAAAAGGUCCCUUUUGAAAGAAAACACAGUAAAAUCCAGUCCAACAGCGGUCCUCCUUCAUUUACACCCAAGCUGGGUGCUGAGGACCAUGGAGAAAAGAUAGCUUGUGCUUCCGGACACCAGGUGGACUCCCCUCAUCGCACCCAAGUGACCGUCGAAAACCCGUCUCUCCAACGUUUCACGGGGAGCCUAACCUCACAGACCAACGGAUGCCGGAACGGGACCCUCGACGAGACGGACGCUCGGUUGAAGCCGUCCCCAUCCAAGCAGCAGGCCGAGCAUCUGAGCACAGGUCCUGUUACCAGCAGCGAGUCUCCAUCGGCUGUCAGGGUGAUGGUGAACGGGCAAAAACAGAGUCUCAGCCUCGGCCAAAGUCCAGAUGGACGACAGCCAUCUCCUCUCACCAGCCCGUUACUAACCGACGGUGGCUACGUCCGCACAGACGACGAGGACGAGGUUCGGAGGAAGCGGUUCCCGACUGACCGAGCUUAUUUCAUUGCCAAAGAGCUUCUGACCACCGAGAGGACAUUUCUGAAGGAUCUGGAGGUCAUUACUGUGCACUUUCAGACAUCUGUGGGGAAAGAUGAUGCCAUGCCACAGUCAUUGAAGAAUCUCAUAUUUGGCAAUUUUGAACCUGUGUACAAGUUUCACGAGAGCUUCCUGAAAGACAUGGAGCAGAGAUUAGCACAGUGGGAAGGCAGAUCAAACGCACACAUCAAAGGAGAUUAUCAGCGUGUUGGAGAUGUAAUGCUGACGAACAUUCAGGGUUUGAAGCUGCUAACCCCUCACCUUCAGAAGCAUUCAGAGGCGUUGCUGGAGCUGGAGAAGACGUGCCGCUCUUCCCGAAAACUGGAGACUUUCUGUCGAGACUUUGAGCUCCAGAAGGUUUGUUACCUGCCGCUCAACAUCUUCUUCCUGCGAGCGCUGCAUCGUCUCAUGCAUUAUAAACAGAUCCUGGAGCGCCUCUGUAAACACUACCCACCGACGCACGAAGACUUCAGAGACUCGCGAGCUGCGCUGGCUGAUGUUUCUGAGAUGGUCGUGCAACUCCACGGGACUCUCAUCAAGAUGGAAAACUUUCAGAAACUUCUUGAGCUGGAAAAAGAUCUUGUCGGCAUGCAUCUUGCUACUCCUGGAAGGGAGUUUAUCAGACUCGGCUGUCUCAGUAAACUGUCUGGUAAAGGUCUUCAGCAGAGAAUGUUCUUCCUGUUUAAUGACGUUCUGAUGUACACAAGUCGAGGCAUGACGCCCUCCAACCAGUUCAAAGUUCACGGACAGUUUCCUCUCUACGGGAUGACGAUCCGUGAGAGCGAGGACGAAUGGGGCGUUCCUCAUUCUUUUACUCUGUUCGGACAGCGUCAGUCUGUUGUCGUGGCCGCCAGUUCAGCAUCAGAGAUGAAGAAAUGGGUGGAGGACAUAAAGAUGGCGAUUGAACUGGCAGACGUCUGUAGUGGCUCUUCAGCAGAGAUUCUGUCCAGCAGUUUUACGGACAGCAAAUUCCCAGAGGAGUCUAGCGCAGACCAGGAAUCUGAGGACGACCUGAGCGCCUCACGCACAUCUCUGGAACGUCAGUCGCCUCACCGUGGUAAUACCACGGUUCACGUGUGCUGGCAUCGCAACACCAGCGUAUCCAUGGUGGAUUUUAGCGUAGCUUUAGAGAAUCAGUUGUCGGGAAAUCUGCUAAGAAAGUUCAAAAACAGCAACGGUUGGCAGAAGCUAUGGGUGGUCUUCACCAACUUCAGUUUGUUCUUUUACAAAACACACCAGGAUGAAUAUCCUCUUGCCAGCCUUCCAUUGCUGGGAUACUCCAUCACGAUUCCCUCAGAGUCGGAAAACAUCCAUAAAGACUACGUCUUCAAGCUUCAUUUCAAAUCUCACGUGUAUUACUUCAGAUCAGAGAGCGAGUACACGUUUGAGAGGUGGAUGGAGGUCAUUCGCAGUGCCACCUGUUCAUCCAGCCAAAUGCGCACAAGCCGUAAAGAGCCACACAUCUACUGACCAAAGAGAUAAAGAGCAGUUUAUACACAAACACACUGCCUGAAACAGCCAGACAAUAUAGGGCAUCAGGUUCACCAUCAGGUUUUCAGACAUCGUUCUUCAAGAUUUUAUCUGAUUGCAACAUUUUUACCAAGAAAAUGUUUUGUGUGGUACAUAUUAUCAUCGAUUCAGAUGAGUUUGAAUGGGUUUAGGAGUAAAACAUUAUACCACGAUGACGAUAUCGAGGUUAGCAACAAUCCCAGGGUCCAAAAGUCAACAGGUGCAUUACCAUAACCGAUCAGGUCAAAGUGAAAGACUUUGAUGUUUUUUAGAUACAAUAUCCUAACUAGAACACAAUGGGUCUACUUUGUUAAAAUAAUGUGUAAAUUGUUUUUAAAACCAAUGUUAAGCAUGAAUUAAUACUGUUCUGUAUGUAUAGUAUUAAAUGAAAUGCAGAAUGGUUUUACAAACAGUUUACACUUAAACAUUAGAUAAAAUGCUAAAAAAUAGAGAGAGCUUUUAUAACUAACUCCAGGUCUGAUUUUUAAUGUGUAAGGAUGAAAACCUUUUGUCAACAUUUGGGUGAAUCUCAGAAACUGUUUGUCACUCCAAAACUUUAUUUCGUAAGGACAUUGCAGACUGUUUUAAUCUUUAAUAUUUUGUGUGUGUUGACAUUUCAGUGACAAUUUCCCAUAUCUCCCCUCUUAUGCUUUUACUGUAUAACAGUCAUGCAAAAAUCUUAAUGGUACUCAAAUAGCCUUCUGCUUCCUUAUGCAAAGUAUAAAGUCUUAUUUCUUUUUGAUAUCGGGGUGAAAUAUGACCCAUUUCCCUCACACCAAUAGACCAAUGUCUAUGCACAGCCUGGAUUUAUAAAGUUUCUCUGCUGGCCUGAGACUGCCGAAUCUUUCAAGCGUUGCACUCUGUAUCGUUUCUUUUGUAGGACGUCAUUUUUAUACAACUUUUGAUACUAACUGUGAACCACUCCACUCUGUAACGGUGCAAACGUCUUUCUGAAGAAACCCAGCUGCCUUUGUCUAACUGCUCGAGUGCCAAACACUUUCAUAUUUACUUUCUCUUCAAUCUUCUUUGUAUGAUUUUUGUUAUUGAUGCAUUUUAAAUUCUUUUCUUAAUGCAGAUAUAAGGUAAAUGUGGAUUAUUUGUCAGCAAAAAUAUUUCAUGGUAACUGAAUAUGUUGAGAAUAAAUCCAUAUAUAUAUGGGA